Molecule: messenger RNA, 3534 nt
Organism: Vespula vulgaris
Lineage: Eukaryota; Metazoa; Arthropoda; Insecta; Hymenoptera; Vespidae
Exons: 15
Molecular function (GO): N-acetyltransferase activity; protein binding
Source: RefSeq, a predicted model, not a curated record
UUUUGAGAAUAUAAUAGUAGUGGUAUAGUAAUGAUAGUAAUGAUAUAAAAUAGACUACUUCUAAGUCUUUAUCUUUAAAAUGAGAUCUUUUUCGUCAAAAUCGAUCAAAAAUAAUACCUAGACUCAUUAUUGGCAUAUAAACUAGGAGGCAUGGCAGAUCUAAUAUUCUAGUCCAAAUAUCACACAAUGAGUAAGAUUAAUAGCGUAUGGAUAACUAUAAAAAUACUAAGUCUAGAGAGAUUUUACCAAUAGCAUGUCCUGAUGUCACUUUAAGUACGCGAUUUUCAAAUGUAGGAACAAUGGAACUAAAUAUGGAUAAAGUAGAAAUACGUGAAGCUAAACGUGAAGAUUGUUUUGCUAUAAGAACUUUAAUACAAGAACUAGCUGAUUAUGAGAAGAUGCCUAAUGAACCAAAGAUCGAUUAUAAAACUUUAGAACGAGAUGGGUUUGAUACAAAGCAUCCUUUAUUUAUUUGCUAUGUAGCAACAGUUGAUCAACAAAUAAUAGGUUAUGCAUUAGCAUAUUAUACUUAUUCAACAUGGGGUGGAAGAGCUAUGUAUUUGGAAGAUCUUUAUAUUACACCUAAUUUUCGAAGAAAACGUAUUGGCAUUAAACUUUUAAAGACUAUUGCAAAAAAAGCAAAAAAUAAUGAUUGCUGCAGGUUAGAUUUUGCAGUGCUCAAAUGGAACCCAGCACAAGAGUUUUAUAAAAGUAUUGGCGCUAUUAAUUUAACAGAAGAAACGGGAUGGCAUCAAUAUCGUUUAACAAAAGCAGUUCUGGAAAAAUUGGCAACUAAUAUGGAUAAUUCAAAUUAUUCACGAAAAGAAGAUUUCAAAUUAUUGACAAAAAAGAAAAGCAUUGCUAGAAGUAAUUGGGGUGGAUAUGCUUUAGACAUACAAUUAUGGGAAGAUGAGGAAUCACCUGUCAUCAAAAUGAGAUAUAUGGAUGAUGUUUCAUUUGAUAACUUAGAAAAGGAUGGUAUUUUCUCUGAUAGAUUAAUAGGACUUGGAUCUUCAUUCUUAACAAAAUCACCAGAAUGUGGACUUUAUAUUUUAGCAAAAUGCGUUAUGAGAAGGAUGUCACUUACAGAUAUCACUGUUUUAUAUUAUCAUCGGUAUCUGCAAUACAUUGAUUUGGCAUAUAACAAUCUUACAAAUUUAAUGCCACUAAGUGGGAUUCCUUAUUUGAUGUAUUUAAAUGCAUCACAUAAUAAACUCAUAGAUGUAUUAAACUUUACACCACCUUGGUACUUAACUUAUGUAAAUUUAUCUAAUAAUCAUAUAACUGAAAUGUGUGAUCUAAGUAGUUUCUGGAGUAUUGUUAGAUUAGAUUUGUCUUACAAUGAAAUUGAAGUUAUUUUUGGACUACACAAUUUAAAAUAUUUGCAAUACUUGAAUAUGUCUUAUAAUUUAAUAAAAUAUAUUGAAAAUUUGGAUAAUUUGAACAUUAAAGAGUUAAAUUUAGAAGGAAAUUGUAUAACAUCGUAUAGAUAUACAAAAUUGGGUAGUAAUAUGAAAAGUUUAAUCAAUUUAAGGACUAUUAUAUUAGGAUAUAAUAAAUUAUCUAGCUUAAAUUUCUUAAAAGAUGCAUGCAGUUUGCGUUUCGUAGAUUUGAAAUUUAAUAAAAUUAUGGAUCUUUUAGAAGUAUCAAAGUUAAAAGGAUCGAUAUUUGAAAUAGACCUUAGAGGUAAUGCAUGUACAAAGUGGCCCAAUUACAGAAAUGUAAUUUUAUUUUCUAUUCCAAGUAUUAUGUUCAUUGAUGGUGUCGAAGCAUCUAUUACAGAAAAGAUAUCUGCAGCGACUAUAUUUGCUCCAUCAUUAAGUUUGAUGACUUCACGUAAUAUCACCAAACUGACUUUAUUAGAGUAUUUGAGUACUCCUAAGAUAGAUUCACAUGUAAUUGCAUAUGAUAAAAUCAGGCCACCACUAUUAAUAUUGACCGGUCCAUCUGGAGUAAAAAAGAGAAAAUUAUCUUUACAUAUAUCACGUGUAAUUCCUAAUAAGAUAAAAUAUUGCAAAUGGUAUACUACUAAACAAUCAAAAACUGGUGAAGAUGAAGAUAAGUCAUUUAUUUUCGUAAAACGAGAAGAUUUUAAUGAAAUAGCUUGUUCUGGUAACUUUUUAGGAAUCCAAGAUCUGCUAGGAAAUAGCUAUGGAUUUCAUAUGAAUGAAAUUGCUUCUUUGAUAACAGAACAAAAAAUUGGUAUAACUCCAGCAGACUUGCAUACAACUAUGCAAAUAUGCAAUCGUUAUUUAAAUGUUAAACCUAUUUUGGUAAUUAUAAAUGAUAUUACUCAACACCAAAGUCAGAUAGAGAAUAAAUUUGAUAUUUAUACUUGGAUCCAAGAUAGUAUAGGGGAUUUACUUGCUAUUAACAUAGGCAAACAUACAUUUGUAAAGGAAGAAUCCAGAAAUAGUAUAUUGAAUUUUGUCGUAACUAUUAUAGACGAGGUAAAAAAAAAAAUUAUAUAUUAUUUACUAAUUAUAUAUUAUAUAAUAAAUAGUUUAGAAUUACCUGGAUAUAGUAUGUUUGUUAGACCUCAAGAUUAUGGAGCAACAACAACUGAUAUAAUAUAUGAAAGUAAACUUAUAUUACCAAAACUCAUAAAAAUUCAAGAACAAAAUGACAUAUAUCGACAAUUCAAUGACUUAAAAUAUGAAAAUUUAUAGAUCUUGUUAGAUGAGGAAUCAAAUAUAAUUAUAAACAAUAAAAAACGAAGAACUUUGCUCUGCCAUUACAAAAAAUAUGACAAGAUUUUUACUGAUGAUGAUUCCAACGAUACUAUUUCUAGUGAAGAUACAUUACUAAUUUCAGUAAUUCUACAUUCUUUAAAAAUAAUUAAUUUUGCAAGUAAUAAUUUUUGUUUAUGUAUGCAGCAAUGUGAAGAUAAUAACAUUGAAAAAUCAGAAAACUUAAAACGUAUGUUUGUUGAACUUGUUUUACAAACAAGGAAGAUAUAUUUAGAACAUCAUGAAAAAAAUCCUGGUUUUUUUUCUCUUGUGGUAAUAUAUAUAUAUAUUCAUCCUAUACAAUAUGUACCAGUAUUGAAAUAUUUAAUUUCGUCUAACAUUCUGCAAAGGACACUGAUAUUAUUAUAUUAAUUAAUAUAAUAUUAAUAUAAUUUAUUAUAUAUUUCAGUUAUUAACAGAUAAUUAUAAUGAAGCAUUUAAUGUCUUGAAAAAUUUUAUUCAAAAAGCAUGUCCAAAGAAAUUAUUUCAAAAUCUGGAACAAAUGCCAGAAAUUAAGUAUCUUCUACAAGUGGCUAUUCCUGAUCAUAUUCAAUGCAUUAUUGAUAAAAUGAAAGAGUAUGAUGCAUGCUUCCUAAUCAAAUGUUCUAUUAAAUUUUUACUAGUAUUUUAAAAUAGUAUUUUAAACUAAUAUUAAAAUAAUUAAGAAAUAAAAAUAAUUAAGAUUAUAAUUAAUAUUAAUUUUAAAUUAAUCUCUUUAACUUUCAAAAUUUAUUAUUUAUGAUUUUACAGAUCUUUAUCUAUUGACAAUAUAAGGAGAAAAAAGAUAUUAGAAAUAGAUAGCAAA